GACUGGGUCCUGAUGGGCAGUUUGUGGCUCGUUGACUUUGAACAGCUGACGGAGGCUCGCGACUCUCUGAUGGCCUCACGCGCACGCUGUGUUUUAUUUACUUAAAACUUAAAAAACAAAAAAAAACAAAACAAAACUUAAAAACAUGAAUCUCGUCAGAUCUCGGCUUUCCAUCGGCAACCUGAUCGGUCAGCGGUGCAGACAGGUCACUGAAACAUGGAGCCACAGAGGGAUGUGCAGUAAACCACCGGAGGCCAAAGCAGAGCCGCCUACACCUCCAGCACAAGCACCACGUGCUGCUUUCAGAAUCCCAGGCCAAAGUCCCUCAAACUUCGACAAGAAGAUGCUGGUGUGGUCAGGACGCUUUAAGACAGUGGACCAGAUACCAGAGCUUGUGUCGUUUGAGAUGAUUGAUGCUGCCAGAAACAAAGUCAGAGUGAAAGUCUGCUAUGUGAUGAUAGCCAUCACAGUGGCGUCCUGUCUGGUGAUGGUCAUCCUGGGCAAACGGGCUGCCGGCAGGCACGAGUCCCUGACUGGGCAGAACAUGGAGAGGAAGGCUAGAUGGAGGCAGGAAGCAGAGAAAGAGGCUGCUCUUGCUCUGUCUCAAAAGGGUCAAUGAUGGAGGAUAAACAGUCCCUACACAACCAGUCACUUUCCCCAAUCGUGUCGCUGUAUGUGUUACAACUUUAGAGCGCUCCUCUCCGAUCCUACAAGAGUAAAUCAAAAGACGUCAGAGCAGUUGAUACUGCAACCUGGGGAUUGACCGUAACACGCAGAUAUUGAUUAUUUAAUCGUUUUGAAACCCUGUGUAAAGUUUUAUCUUUUCACUGGAUGUAUCAAGGUUUUAAACCGGCACUGGAGACGUUUGGUUACGAGUGACACCAGAGUUUAGGAGUAAUCAAAGUUUUAGGAUUUUUAUAGCACAUUCUAUUUACUACACCGCAAAAGACAAGAAUCAUCUUUUGAACAGACAGAUUUUCAUUUCACGUUGGGAUUAAUAAAGUUCUCCAUCAUCUGCUUCUAAAUAAACCUUUAACACAUACCUCUCCAACAGAAACACCUUAGACAACGCUCUAUUUUGAAAUAUGCCUCCGAGGCUUUUGCAUUUAUCCGCCUUGUGAACGUUUCAAGCAAUCUCCCGUUUUCUUUAGGAGAACAUCAAGUGGCAUCAGGCUUGAUCCAUAUGCACAAUGGUCUGACCAGUCCUGAUACUCCUGGGCUGGUUUGUUCAAAACUGAUGUGACCUCUAUGUCUGUAGAUAAUGAGCAUCACAGAACAUCCAAUUCAAUAAAGUAACGCUUCUUGAAAA
Messenger RNA from Larimichthys crocea (large yellow croaker), 1309 nucleotides. It is a transcript of the gene fam162a, whose product is annotated as family with sequence similarity 162 member A. Gene Ontology annotation, biological process: cellular response to hypoxia; neuron apoptotic process; positive regulation of release of cytochrome c from mitochondria. The coding region runs from base 146 to 619 and encodes 157 amino acids. NCBI's taxonomy places the organism in Eukaryota, Metazoa, Chordata, Actinopteri, Sciaenidae. The record is from RefSeq and is a predicted model, not a curated record. Gene Ontology annotation, cellular component: mitochondrion. The transcript has 5 exons.